Molecule: messenger RNA, 1671 nt
Organism: Ctenocephalides felis (cat flea)
Lineage: Eukaryota; Metazoa; Arthropoda; Insecta; Siphonaptera; Pulicidae
Gene: Shaw
Product: potassium voltage-gated channel protein Shaw
Exons: 8
Coding region: 283-1671 (462 amino acids)
Biological process (GO): protein homooligomerization; potassium ion transmembrane transport
Cellular component (GO): dendrite membrane; neuronal cell body membrane; axon
Molecular function (GO): protein binding; delayed rectifier potassium channel activity
Source: RefSeq, a predicted model, not a curated record
UGAAAAGCUGUGGGCGGGGCACCGGGAUGGAAUGCUAAUUAAGUGAGUCGGUCGGUGUGACGACAUGGUGCGUUGGAGUGCGGACCUGGUACACGUGGGCUGGCGGUGGGAAUUGACGGGUGGCGACUUCGCGGCCGGAACGCGCAGAACCUAACGGAUCCGUCAACGCUACAGUAUUCCGCCGGCCAAUACCGGAUAAUAUCACCCUAGACGAUCGCCACUACCGAACGAGUGCGCUUCGAAUUCUUCUUUCGAACGCAGGACAGCAAAAAUCUGGUCAAAAUGAAUCUUCUAAAUAUGGAUGCCGAAAACCGUGUGGUGCUGAACGUCGGCGGCAUACGCCACGAGACCUACAAAGCAACGCUGAAGAAAAUACCGGCGACCCGCCUCUCCAGGCUGACCGAGGCGUUGGGCAAUUAUGACCCUAUACUGAACGAGUACUUUUUUGACCGGCAUCCUGGCGUUUUCGCUCAAGUGCUCAAUUACUAUAGGACUGGAAAGCUGCACUAUCCCACGGAUGUAUGCGGGCCGUUGUUCGAAGAGGAGCUUGAAUUUUGGGGGCUGGACUCGAACCAAGUAGAGCCGUGUUGUUGGAUGACGUAUACCCAGCAUCGAGACACGCAAGAGACCCUGGCCGUGCUCGAUCGGCUGGACUUGGACACGGAGAAACCGAGUGAGGAAGAAGUAGCGCGUAAGUUCGGUUAUGAGGAAGCCUAUUACAAAGGGAGCGUAUCCUGGUGGCAGCGACUGAAGCCGCAAAUGUGGAGUCUCUUUGACGAACCCUACAGUUCGAAUGCCGCCAAGAUAAUCGGGGUGAUAUCUGUGUUUUUCAUUUGUGUCUCUAUUCUGUCCUUCUGCCUCAAAACACACCCAGACAUGAGGGUACCCGUUAUACGAAACUUUACGGUGAAAACUGCCAAUCACAGUCUGGCCUGGGUCUUAGACAAAACGCACACGAACGCACACGUGGCGUUCUUCUACAUCGAAUGCGUAUGCAAUGCUUGGUUCACGGUCGAAAUUCUGGUGCGAUUCAUCUCAUCGCCUAACAAAUGCGUGUUCGUGAAAUCAUCGGUGAACAUCAUUGACUACAUCGCGACGCUAAGCUUCUACAUCGAUCUCGGGCUGCAGAAGUUCGCGUCGCAUCUGGAGAAUGCGGACAUUCUCGAAUUCUUCUCCAUCAUCCGCAUCAUGCGACUUUUCAAACUCACCAGGCACAGUUCCGGCCUCAAGAUUCUCAUACAGACCUUCCGGGCGUCGGCGAAAGAGCUCACUCUACUUGUAUUCUUCUUGGUGCUGGGCAUUGUAAUAUUUGCCAGUCUGGUCUACUAUGCGGAAAGGAUUCAAGCAAACCCACACAACGACUUCAACUCGAUCCCGCUGGGAUUAUGGUGGGCGCUAGUCACGAUGACCACUGUCGGCUACGGGGACAUGGUACCGAAGACUUAUGUCGGCAUGUUCGUGGGCGCUUUGUGCGCCCUGGCCGGCGUGCUCACGAUCGCCUUACCCGUGCCGGUCAUCGUGAGCAACUUUGCGAUGUACUACUCGCACACGCAGGCGCGCGCUAAGCUGCCUAAGCGACGGCGGCGCGUGUUGCCGGUGGAGCAGCCGAGACCUGUCGUCCGUCUGCCGGGUGAGAUAACUGGUAUUGUAACACCGCCGCACCGCAUCUGA